AGGCCGCUGCACAGGGCGUGAGAGCAGCACCGCUAGCAUGGAGCGUGACAGACCACUGAAAGGAAAGGGUGGAGGGAAGAGAGGUAAAGGUAGAGGCGGCGGCGGCGGCCGCGGCAGGGGCGGUAGGCCAAAGUCGUCACAAGGUAGGGGUCACGGCCACCGACAUCAUGCUCAAGGCGACAGCUGGCGGAGGAACGGAGGAGCAGCACGGGAGAUGAUCGAUCGCGAGAGGGACGAGUCGGGGGAAUUGGCCCAGUCCAUCACUGUCAGCCUUCGCAUGUGGGACUUCGAGCAGUGUGACGUGAAGAAGUGCACGGGUCGCAAGCUUUGCCGGCUCGGACUCGUCCGGGAAAUGGAGCUUGGCGCGCCGUUCUCGGGACUGGUGCUCAGCCCCAACGGCGAACUAACGGUGUCGCCCGCCGACAGGGAGGUCGUCGAGACUCUGGGCAUGUCGGUGAUAGACUGCUCGUGGGCCCGACUCGACGAGAUACCUUUCCACCAGAUGCGGAGAGGCCACCACCGGCUGCUUCCUUUCCUCGUCGCGGCAAACCCGGUCAACUACGGGAAACCCAUGAAGCUCACGUGCGCGGAGGCAAUAGCGGCCACUCUGUACAUCGUGGGGCACCAGGACGAGGCCGUGAAGGUGAUGGACCAGUUCGGGUGGGGGGCGGAGUUCCUGCGCGUGAACGAGGAUGUCCUGGAGACCUACGCGGCGUGCGCGGACGGGGCUGAGGUGGUCAAGGCCCAAGCGGCGUUUUUGGCACGAUGCGAGGAAGAGGCCAACUCCCGCCGCGACGCCGUCUCGAUGGAGGACAUGAUGCCUCCCUCGUACUCCGACGAAGAGGAGUACGGCAACCACGGUUCCGAGAACGGUUCCGAGAACGGUUCCGAGAAUGGUUCUUCUGAAGGCGUCACGGAGAGAGGCAAGUUCUGCGACGCUCUGUUGAUGCCCGCGGCGGUAUUAGUGGCAUCUGUGUUGUUGUUUUUUCUCAUCCCUUGCGGCUACAUAGUCACCUCAGAUGUGAAGACCGGGCAGCAGUGA
This is a messenger RNA of Ectocarpus siliculosus, 1042 nucleotides long. The record is from the annotation of a GenBank genome assembly. Lineage: Eukaryota; Phaeophyceae; Ectocarpales; Ectocarpaceae.